Messenger RNA from Aspergillus piperis CBS 112811, 624 nucleotides. RefSeq lists its product as uncharacterized. NCBI's taxonomy places the organism in Eukaryota, Fungi, Ascomycota, Eurotiomycetes, Eurotiales, Aspergillaceae. The coding region runs from base 1 to 624 and encodes 207 amino acids. The record is from RefSeq and is a predicted model, not a curated record. The transcript has a single exon.
AUGUCAGGUCUUGAAGUGAUUGGCAGCAUUUCUGCCAUUAUCGGAAUUAUUGAUGCCUCGAUCAAGAUAUUCAAGGGUAUGCGGCAGGACAAGAAAUUAUCCGACAAUUUCAAGGUAGUCGGGGCCCGAUUGCCGAUCCUCCUCGAUUCCCUGCAGACAUGCAGGAAUCAUCUCGAACCAGCGAAAGACCGCUUGCCGGCAGAUGUUUGUAAAUCUUUGGAACAGGUCCUUGAUGAUUGCGAUGAAAAGGCCAGUAAAUUGCGGCAAAUCUUCGAAAAGGUCAUUCCGGGUGAAGAUGACGCGGCGGAAAAACGAUACUUGAAGCUCAUCCGAAGAUUCGGUAAAGGGAACAAGGUUGAAGAGCUGAUGGCAUCUAUCACCAAGGACGUCCAGCUCAUCGUCAACAAUCAUGCGGUCAAGUCUGCCAGUCCGAAUCAGAACAACCAGCUUGCAAGGGUCAUUCAAGAAAUGGAGUCCCUCAAAUCGGAUACUUCGGACGAAAGCUCAGGAUUCCAGUUCAAUAGCGGAGGGGGUGCGCAAACCAACAAUGUUAACAGCGGCAGUGGGCAACAAAUCAAUAACAAUGCAGCCGUGGGAACUCAGAACUUUGGUAAAUUUUCUUAG